Messenger RNA from Lycium ferocissimum, 872 nucleotides. RefSeq names its product large ribosomal subunit protein eL24. Gene Ontology annotation, biological process: cytoplasmic translation. The transcript is spliced from 5 exons. Lineage: Eukaryota; Viridiplantae; Streptophyta; Magnoliopsida; Solanales; Solanaceae. Gene Ontology annotation, cellular component: cytosolic large ribosomal subunit. Gene Ontology annotation, molecular function: structural constituent of ribosome; mRNA binding. Bases 127 to 618 code for a protein of 163 amino acids. The record is from RefSeq and is a predicted model, not a curated record.
CUCCACUAGUUGGGCCCUUUUGAGCUCUAUUUCUUAUAUAGUAAUAUAAAACAGUAGGUCGUUAGGGUUUCAAUAAUAAUAAUCCAUUGAGCUACUGUAAAGGGAAGGCUUGCAACAAUAUCAACCAUGGUUCUCAAGACAGAACUUUGUCGUUUCAGUGGUGCCAAGAUUUAUCCUGGGAGAGGUAUCCGAUUUAUUCGUUCAGAUUCUCAGGUGUUCCUGUUUGUCAACUCAAAAUGCAAACACUACUUCCACAACAAGCUGAAGCCAUCCAAACUUACUUGGACAGCUAUGUAUAGGAAGCAACACAAGAAGGAUAUUGCACAAGAAGCUGCUAGGAAGAGGCGACGUACCACCAAGAAACCUUACUCUAGGUCCAUUGUGGGUGCAACCUUGGAGGUUAUCCAGAAGAAGAGAACUGAAAGGCCAGAAGUUCGAGAUGCUGCCAGGGAGGCUGCUCUUCGUGAAAUUAAGGAAAGGAUCAAGAAGACAAAGGAUGAGAAGAAGGCUAAGAAGGCAGAGGUGAUGGCGAAGUCUCAGAAAGCUGGAGGAAAGGGCAAUGUGUCCAAAGGAGGUGCAAAAGGUCCUAAGCUUGGUGGCGGUGGAGGAAAACGUUAAGCUGCUCUCUAUGGUGUUUCCUUGUUGGCAAUAGAGUGGUUUGUUUGAAGAGACUGUAAGCGAGACCGUCAUUUACAAGUAUCUCAUAGUUAAAUCUGCAGACAAAUUUCUUGUCAACGGUUUUGCAUUUAGUUGAGAAUGCAGCUGUUGAUUCCCCCCAGACUUGUGACUGAUUUUUGGCGCAUUCCCUAUAGCGGGUGUAGUUUUUUCACUCUUAAACAAUAUAUUUUAGAAAAAUCUGUUUUUGCUUCAAA